Messenger RNA from Mirounga angustirostris (Northern elephant seal), 2082 nucleotides. It is a transcript of the gene POU2AF3, whose product is annotated as POU class 2 homeobox associating factor 3. The transcript is spliced from 4 exons. The coding region runs from base 1100 to 1789 and encodes 229 amino acids. Lineage: Eukaryota; Metazoa; Chordata; Mammalia; Carnivora; Phocidae. The record is from RefSeq and is a predicted model, not a curated record.
CCGGGCCCCGCAGCCCCGAGGGCGGCUUCCCCGCCGGCUGCACGGUCCCCGGGAGCCCCGCUCGGCGUGGCCCGAGGCUCCGUGAGCCGCCGAGAGACGCCUGCACCCGAAAGGGAAGGGGUGGGGAGCGACGGAAGAAGGGCGAGCAGGAGCGGGGGCCGAAGGAGGGAGGAGGGAAGGAUGGAGAGCCGGAAAGGCGGAGAAAGGGGGCGAGGGAGACAGGGCAGAAGAAAAAUUCGGGAGGGAGGCAGUGCCCUGGGCCCGGUCCCUUUCCUGUGGUCGGUCGAGCAAGUCCCUCAGUGGCCGGAGGACAGAGCUCUCCAACCCCCACACCCCACCCCUGCCCGCCGCUUGUCCCGGGGCUGAGUCCAGACCAAGGGCACGUAGAGGUUAGAGCCUCCCCAGAAGCUGAGCUCGGCCUGCUGGAGAAGAGAAGGACUCAGAGUUUCCACACGGGUGGGAGCAUCACGGUGGGGUGGCCUAAGUCAGCUGCUCCAGAUCAGAGAAGGCACCCCUGCUUUGGCCCUGGGCGCCUCCCAGGCCCCUAAUACCCUCUCCCAGGCGGAAGGCUGGGCCCAGAGCCCGAGGUUCCCCUAAUUUAGCCAAGGUGGUGAGUUUCCUUAGGCUGCUCUCCACAUUCCUGAGCGGAAAAACCUGUGUGCUAUUGGUCUAGGGAUAGGGCCCAGCCUGGGAUGGGUGUCCCCGCGGAUUUCCACAGGUUCUGUUCCCACUAGGGCCCUGAAACCUGCCCAGCUUCUCCUCAUCCUUUCAAGUUGGAGAAAUUUGGGGUUCCUCUUUGCAUUCUUCAAACUUAGAAACCUGGCCUCCAGCUUCAUAGCCUAUAAUGAGGACCCCCCACAUCCCAGUCUGACCUCCAAACUUCCCACUUGACCACUGACUGGAUUGCCUUUCCCCAGAGAAACCGAAGGUGUAUCAAGGUGUCCGGGUGAAGAUAACAGUGAAGGAGCUGCUUCAGCAGAGAAGAGCACACCAGGCAGCCUCGCGGGGAACCAAGAAAGAAUCUGGCUUACCUUAGAGCAGAAGGCACCAAAGUUCAUGUGAAAAUGGCUUCGCUUUCCCCGGGAAGCACUUUGAGUUCAUGAGCUCUGUGGUCCUGUUCUUGCUUUGGCAGCUGCCUGGGGACAACGGCGUCCACCUUUCAGACCCAGUCCCACCAUCUGCUGCAGGGCUGUAUUUUGAGUCUGAACAGGUUUCUUCCAUGUCCAAUUAUUUUCAAGCCCGAGAAUUUUCCAGUUGUGUUUCUUGUGAAGAAAAUACAAGCUGCCUCGACCAGGUCUUUGAUUCCUACCUUCAGACAGAGACACACCUGGACCCUUCGCUCAAUUCCACGCAGAGCACUCCACACUAUUUCCCUGACAGCUUCCAAGCUGCCCCUUUCUGCUUUAACCAGAGCCUGACCCCAGGAUCGCCUUCGGAUUCCUCCACUCUGUCGGGUUCCUUAGACUACAGUUACUCGCUGGCUCAGCUACCUUCGUGUGCUCUGGAGAAUUACAAUUCUCCCCCUUCUCUGGACACCAGAAACUGUGGCUACCCCUCAGAAGACUGCUCCUACUCGCACUUGCCCUCGUACACCCAGUACGACUGCUUCUCCUCAGCCAGCACCUCAGUCUGCUACUGUGCGUCGUGUGAGGAAGAGCACCUGGACACCCUCAGAGCAGCGGAGUAUUUCUCCUACCCCGGCACAGACUAUGUGAACUUCGCCCCCUCAGCCGCCACGGCCAGCGAGUUCUAUAAGAGGGGAACAGACUGGGACAUCUGCUAUAGUUAAUGGCAAUUACAUUAAUUUGGAACAUGGCGUGAAUAUCUCUGUCUUUCGGCCACACCAAAUGACAACUCGAAAUAUGCAGCCUGUUAACAAAACAUCACAAAGCCCGGUUCCUGUGUCGAAUUUCCGAUGUUCUGAUGCUCGCUUAGGCAUUAAUAUGAAGUCCUCAGACCUGGUCAUUGUGCCACUCCUACUUUGUAUGCUCCCAGUUAAAACUGUCGUAGGGGAUGUUCAGUUGUUUUACUUUUCUAUGUAACGAACAAAUUCUAAUUUUUUUAACUAAUAAAUUUUGUAUU